AAGGGAGCAAAGCCGAGGAGAGCCAAACCGAGCCAAACCGAGCCGUGCCAGCAUGGCCCAGCCGCGCUGCCGCUCCGUCCUCAUCACCGGUUGCAGCCGGGGGAUCGGACUGGGGCUGGUGCGGGGGCUCGCAGCGGCCAACCCUUCCCCGGACUUCGUCUUUGCUACCUGCCGGUAUCCCGAGAAAGCGCAGGAACUCCAGCAGCUUAGCAAGCAAUACAGCAAUAUCAAGCUCCUCCAACUGGAUGUGGUCUGUGAAAACAGCAUCAAGAAAGUAGUCAAGGAAGUGGAAGAAAUUGUGGGAGACAAAGGUCUGAACUGCCUCAUUAACAAUGCUGGCAUCAAUGUGCUUGCUUCCUUGGAAGAAGUCACAGCGGAGACAAUGCUCACCAUUUAUGAAACUAAUACAGUUGCCCAGCUGAUGGUCACCAAGGCAUUUCUACCCCUUCUGAGGAAGGCAGCCCAGCUGAGCACAGGAAUGGGCUGCCAUAGAGCUGCUAUUAUCAAUAUGUCCUCUCUUGCUGCCUCCAUGCAACUCGUCCAGGCAAAUGAGAUGUUCCUCAAGGUCUACCCCUACAGGAUAGCAAAGACUGCACUGAACAUGAUCACCAGGUGUCUUGCUGCAGACUUGAAAUCAGACGGAAUUCUCUGUAUUUCUUUGCAUCCAGGCUGGCUUCAGACAGACAUGGGCGGAAACAUGGCUCCCAUGCAGGUGCAAGAGGCUAUCCCAGGUAUUCUCUCUGUUCUGGACCGUCUUGGUGAAAAAGAAAACGGUUCCUUCCUGGACUGGCAAGGGGAAACUCUACCGUGGUAGAAGCGUACGGCAUACUACAGAAACGACGUGUCAGUCACUAUUUAAAUUGUGCCACUAAUGUCUGUGUCUCUAGGGUUUUCUUAUAUGCUAGUUGAAAUAGCCAGUCUGAUAUCCAGCCUCUCUCUAGGUGUAUUUGGAAAGUGAGGUGGCUGACUCUUUUACUUGGUAUUGCUACUGCUCUGUUCUAAUGCUUCCUGCAAAUACUACUGUGCUUUUAGUGAUGGGUAUCUCCUGGAACCAUCUAAAAUAGAUAAAAACUGCAAGUUAAAUCCAGGGGCUGGUUCCUCUUCACUUCCAAAACCAAAGCGGGCCUCUUGCUCUCUGCAGAAGUAAAUGACCUGACCUCAGUGUAAGGCCAGCGUAGGCUGUCAGAUUCCAGUAUGUCCAGUCUGCUAGAGACAUCUCUCUGGAAAAGGUCCUUCGGUUUCUUUCAGUCCUAACUGUGCCAAGGCUAAAAUUGCCCAGCUCUGAAGUAUGUGAAUUUGGUACUUCUGUAAAUUCCUCAGCAACCUCCGAGUGACCCCAGGCUGACAGCACACACCAGGCCGUUGCUUGGCUCCCAGUGGGUGACUAACAUCCUGAUAUGGGGGUGGGAAUGUUGUUUUGUACAUAAACUUCUAAAGUGUCUUCAAUAAAGUCUUGUUUAAACAAACA
This is a messenger RNA of Harpia harpyja (harpy eagle), 1468 nucleotides long. RefSeq names its product C-factor-like. The transcript is spliced from 6 exons. The coding region runs from base 53 to 814 and encodes 253 amino acids. The record is from RefSeq and is a predicted model, not a curated record. Lineage: Eukaryota; Metazoa; Chordata; Aves; Accipitriformes; Accipitridae.